This is a messenger RNA of Gastrolobium bilobum, 1056 nucleotides long. RefSeq names its product protein trichome birefringence-like 42. The coding region runs from base 1 to 1056 and encodes 351 amino acids. Lineage: Eukaryota; Viridiplantae; Streptophyta; Magnoliopsida; Fabales; Fabaceae. Gene Ontology annotation, molecular function: O-acetyltransferase activity. The record is from RefSeq and is a predicted model, not a curated record. Gene Ontology annotation, cellular component: Golgi apparatus. The transcript is spliced from 5 exons.
AUGGCAUUCACAUUGUGGUUAGGUCCUCUGAUACUACUAGCCUCUGCUUUUCCAUGGGCAGUGGCAACUCCUUCACCAUAUCAAGUUAACCAGCCACAAGGAUGUGAUUUGUUUCAAGGCAACUGGGUCAUGGAUGAUGCUUCUUUGUACCCUCUCUAUGAUGCUUCAAGGGAUUGUCCUUUCAUUGGUCAAGGAUUUGAUUGCAUCAGAAAUGGCAGGCCUGACAAGGAGUACCUAAAGUUUAGAUGGAAGCCCUCUACUUGUCACCUUCCAAGGUUUCAUGGAAGGAAUUUCCUAGAGAGAAACAAAGGGAAGAAGAUAUUGUUUGUGGGGGACUCCAUAAGCAACAAUAUGUGGCAGUCACUUACUUGUUUGCUUCACAUUGCAGUCCCAAACUCAAAUUUCACCUUAACAAGACAAAUAAAGGAACUUUCUGUAUUCUCAUUUCCGGAAUAUGGUGUUUCGAUCAUGUGGUUGAAAAAUGGGUUCCUAGUGGAUUUGGUUCAUGAUAAAGAAAAAGGAAGAAUUCUAAAGUUGGACACAGUUAGCACAGGGGACAAGUGGAAAGAAGUAGAUGUUUUGAUUUUCAAUACUUAUCACUGGUGGACUCAUAGAGGACAAUCUCAAACAUGGGAUUACUUUCAAGUGGGAAAUGAGUUAAUCAAGGACAUGGAUCACAUGGAAGCUUUCAAGAUUGGGUUAACCACUUGGGCUAAAUGGGUUGAUUCUAACAUUGAUCCUUCAAAGACCAGAGUGUUUUUCCAGGGAAUUUCUGCUUCCCAUGUUGAUGGAAAGGGCUGUCUGAGACAAACUCAACCAGAUCAAGGAUCAAUGCCAUCUUAUCCUGGUGUGGACAUUGUAAAGAGUGUUCUAAGUAACAUGGCAAAGCCUGUAGAAUUGCUUGACAUAACUCUGCUCACACAGCUAAGGAGGGAUGGUCACCCAUCAAUUUACACAGGCGAUGGCACUUCUUUGGAUGAUUGCAGUCACUGGUGUCUAGCUGGUGUUCCUGAUACUUGGAAUGAAAUAUUGUAUGCUUCUAUGCUUGGAAAUUAG